GUGGUUAUGACUCAGAUUUGGGGUUCACCCCUCCCCCCCCCCAUUGCAGGAGUGGCCUCGCGGUUGGAGCACGUGGCCGGGCUGCAGGUGAAGGGGUUGGUGCUGGGGCCACUGCACCCCCAGAGCUCGGGGGUCCCCCAGGACACCCCCUUGGAGCAGUUGGACCCGGGGCUGGGCUCCCUCUCGGACCUCAGCCACCUCCUGCAGGCCGCCAAGAAGAAGGGGAUCCAGGUGAUCUUGGAUUUGACCCCCAAUUACUUGGGGGGCUCGGCCUGGUUCGGGCCAGCAGUGGCUGAGGACCCCGGCUUCCAGGACAAGGUCAAGCGAGCGAUGAGCUUGUGGCUGGAGCGCGGCGUCGCUGGCUUCUUCCUGGAUGGCAUCGAGGAGCUGAAGCCCUCAGUGUUGGCCGAGUGGCGGAACCUGACAGAGCAGAGCAGCCCUGAGGGCACCCCCAGGGUGCUGGUUGGGGGUACACGACUGCAGGACCCCCCCUCGCUGCUGGCGCUGCUCAACUCCUCAUCCGUGGGGCUGGUGCUGGGGCCCUUCCUGGAGGCGCUGGUGGCCAAACCCUUCAGCCCCACACUGGUCCCCCAACUGCUGGACUUCCUGGGCCCCCAAAUCCCCCUGGCCUGGAGCGUGGGGUCCCCCUGGCAUCACCUUGUGGGGGUGACCCCCCUCCGUGCCCAGCUCCUCCUCCUGCUCUGGACCCUGCCCGGGACCCCUGUGCUCAGCUAUGGGGACGAGGUGGGGCUGAUGGAUGAUGAGCAGGGGGGGCUCCCUGGCACCCCCCAGCCUGGCCAGCUGACCCCGAUGCCCUGGGACCUGAUCGAGGCGAUCCAGAAGGGCGACAACAGCACCGAGGCCCAGCUGCUGGAGCUCUGCCGCCGCCUGGGUGCGCUGCGGGUCCAGGAGCGGUCGCUGUCCCUUGGGGAUGCCGAGGCCGUUCCCGCUGGAUCCGCGGCCGCUUUCCUACGGAGCUGGGACAAGAGCAAACGCUUCCUGGUGGUGCUGAACCCCAGGGACCAGCCCCUGCCUGCGCUGGCCCUGCAGGACCCCCGCCUGCCCCCCCAGGCCACCCUGCACCUCAGCACCCACCACCUGCCGCCCGCAGACCCUCACGUCGAUCUGGGGGCCAUCAACCUGCGGCCCUAUGAGGGGCUGCUGCUCAGCUUCCCGUACACCCCAUAGUGCCCGUCCUGCCCCACAGCAUCUGUGGGGCAGGAGCAGUGUACUCCCCACCCCCCCAG
This is a messenger RNA of Neopsephotus bourkii (Bourke's parrot), 1247 nucleotides long. RefSeq names its product solute carrier family 3 member 2 (gene SLC3A2). Gene Ontology annotation, biological process: carbohydrate metabolic process; amino acid transport. The record is from RefSeq and is a predicted model, not a curated record. Lineage: Eukaryota; Metazoa; Chordata; Aves; Psittaciformes; Psittacidae. The transcript has 8 exons. Bases 7 to 1188 code for a protein of 393 amino acids.